AGAAAACGGACCAGCACCGGAUGUUGCUUUCUGAUCCAAGCAGGGUUGAUUCUGACGGGUAGGCGUCCCGCGCAGGCGCAGAGAGCCCUGGCCACGCCGGCUAAAGUGGCUGCAGAGCGGGAUGCGGUGACGCCCCUGAACAACCAUGGCAGCGGCUGACGGGUUGGCCUUCCACGAAUUUGAGGAAGCUACUAAUCUUCUGGCUGAGACCCCAGAUGCAGCUACCACCAGCAAAAGUGAUCAGCUGACCCCAAAAGGGCACGUAGUUGUGGCUGUCGGCUCUGGUGGCAGCUAUGGAGUAGAGGAAGAGGUGGAGGAAGAGGGUGACAAGACAGCGCUUUUACAGGAGGAGAAGCCACAGCCGGGAUUCUGGACAUUCAGCUACUAUCAGAGCUUUUUUGACGUGGAUACCUCACAGGUCCUAGACCGGAUCAAAGGCUCACUCCUACCUUGGCCUGGCCACAACUUUGUACGGUACCAUCUGCGAAACCGUCCAGAUCUGUAUGGCCCUUUCUGGAUCUGUGCCACCCUGGCCUUCGUCCUGGCAGUCACUGGCAACCUGACCCUGGUGCUGGCCCAGAGGAGGGACCCCUCUGUCCACUAUAGCCCCCAAUUUCAUAAGGUUACUGUGGCAGGUAUCACCAUCUAUUGCUAUGCGUGGCUUGUGCCGCUGGCGCUAUGGGGUUUCCUGCGGUGGCGCAAGGGCGUCCGGGAACGCAUGGGACCUUACACUUUCCUAGAGACCGUGUGCAUCUAUGGCUACUCCCUCUUCAUCUUUAUCCCCACUGUGGUCCUGUGGCUCAUCCCUGUGCCAUGGCUGCAGUGGCUUUUUGGGGCACUGGCCUUGACCUUGUCAGCUGCUGGGCUGGUGUUCACCCUCUGGCCUGUCGUCCGUGAAGACACUAGACUGGUGGCUGCAGUGCUACUGUCCACUGUGGUGGUGCUCCAUGCCCUCCUGGCCAUGGGCUGUAAGCUGUACUUCUUCCAGCCACUGCCUCCAGAACACGUUGCACCUCCAUCUCAAGCCACAUCUCUGCCCCCAAACAUACUACCAACACCCACCAUGACCCGGUCCAUGGCAACCUCCUAGGAAGGCCCACCCUAUAGGCAAAACCUAAAGGGACAUGCCUGUCCUGUUCCUGGUGAUGACUGAAGUCUCCCUCGACCGCUCGAGACCGCUCUGCUACUUUCCAGACUUUUCUUACAAAGCAAACACUUUUAUUUUCUAUGCAAAGGUGAUCCAGAGAAUUCAUAUAAAGGUGGGGGAGGGGCAGCUGAGCAGGGAGCUUCCAAGGUGGCUCAGGCAACACAGCUGCAGGACAGGACUGGACUCCCAAGCCCUCCAGCCUGCCAGUGGGCCUUAUGCUUUCCCUGACAGCUCUGCCAAGGACAGAAGGAAGAAGGGCAGCCUGGGGGCACAGAGUGGGUGUGAGGCCUAGCCUGAGCUCCAGCUUCUGAGGUUGGGGGUGCUAGGAACAAGGGGAGCAGAAGUAGAAGAAAAUUGCCUGUGCUGAAACAUACAUUUCCUUGUUUAUUUUGUUUGCUUUCUUUUUUGGAGGAAGAAGUUCCUUCAAGGUCCUUUCCCAGGAUGGAGAAGGACCAAAAUGCCAUCAUGGUGGUAGGGACUGGAUUAUCUAUGAGUCUGGAGGGGAAAUACACAGGCCUAAUGUUAGCUACAAGGGAAAAGGAUGCCUUCUCUGACAGAUCCUUGAGGCUUCUGUCUGUCUGAAGCAACCCACAAUGACCUUCCCUCCAGGCUGCCUAUUCCAGCUUUUGGUGGAGGCUGAGGGGGGACCUGCAGGGGCUCAGGGACAGAACAGCAGCAAGAGGCAGGGGCAGAGGACGGAGGGCCUUCAGACAGCUGGGGUGGGUUGUACAUUCAAGUGAGGUGAACCCUUUGGUGGGGAGGGGCCUGAGGCCUGGCCCAGGGUUGCCCCCACCACUGAACCUCUGAGCCUGGGGAGAGGGGCUGCUGGCUGGGCCCGGCCAGCCGGGUUUCUCAGAGGGUCUGUGGAUUGACACUGGUUCUUUUCGUAAAAAAAUAAAAUUAAAAAAAGCAGCA
This is a messenger RNA of Marmota monax (woodchuck), 2062 nucleotides long. RefSeq names its product Yip1 domain family member 2 (gene Yipf2). Gene Ontology annotation, biological process: vesicle-mediated transport. The coding region runs from base 146 to 1090 and encodes 314 amino acids. The record is from RefSeq and is a predicted model, not a curated record. The transcript is spliced from 10 exons. NCBI's taxonomy places the organism in Eukaryota, Metazoa, Chordata, Mammalia, Rodentia, Sciuridae. Gene Ontology annotation, cellular component: Golgi apparatus; membrane. Gene Ontology annotation, molecular function: small GTPase binding.